Molecule: messenger RNA, 1353 nt
Organism: Mercenaria mercenaria
Lineage: Eukaryota; Metazoa; Mollusca; Bivalvia; Venerida; Veneridae
Product: forkhead box protein fkh-2-like
Exons: 3
Coding region: 1-1014 (337 amino acids)
Biological process (GO): regulation of transcription by RNA polymerase II; anatomical structure morphogenesis; cell differentiation
Molecular function (GO): DNA-binding transcription factor activity, RNA polymerase II-specific; RNA polymerase II cis-regulatory region sequence-specific DNA binding
Source: RefSeq, a predicted model, not a curated record
AUGAAUACUAAAACUCAGCACCCAUUCAGCAUUGAUUUUAUUACGGGAGAAGCCAUGAGGAGUGAAAAUGAUGACCUCGGGUUAAAUAUGUACAACCCUGACCAGCUGGCUGACAAUAUGGAAAAAGCGCCGAUAAACAACUGUCGACAGACACCGUCACCGACGGACAGCGGACUAGAGUCCGACCACUCGCCGUCGCGGUUAGAGACUCACAAUGCAUCGAAAGACAACUCGAUUGCUGAGUUACAGGUACUCCUUUCUUUGGAGAAAAAUGCAUCCGGUUCAAAGGCAAAGGUCACAGACAGCAACGCAGACGACAAGCCAACACAAUCGUACAUUGCCCUUAUCUCCAUGGCGAUUCUUAGUACACCCGGGCGACGUAUGCUGCUAAGCGACAUAUACCAGUACGUGAUGGAUAACUUUGACUACUACAACAACAACGAAAAAGCAUGGCGUAACAGCAUUCGUCAUAAUCUCAGUCUGAACGAGUGCUUCGUGAAAGCAGGACGAGCUGACAAUGGUAAAGGAAACUAUUGGAGUAUUCACCCAGCAUGUAUAGAAGAUUUCGCAAACGGAGAUUUCCGCAGACGACAGGCGAGACGUCGGGCAAGGAAGAGCUUGAAGGAUACGAAUCAACAACAUGCCCCAUCUUCUGUAUAUAGAUACAACAUAGGGUACGUGCCCAUGACAGCAUCACACAUCGCUUACCACCCAUACAACAACGCGACAGCAGCUUCAUCCAUGUAUUACCCGCAAUCCCGCGUUUUCCCGCCAAUGGCACAUGCACAUCCACAAACUACGUCAUCAAGCGCGUUCUUGCACACGAAUCAAUCACAGGCGCAGUCAAGCUAUUUGUCAGGGUGUGCCUUUAGUGGUCCACAGGGAAAAUCAUCGCAAGGCUUUUCUGCAUCUGCACAGAAACUUUUGGCUGAUCAGACGAACUCGGCAGCUCUUUCAAUGCAAGCGUUCGCACAACAACAAUUAGCGUCAAGUUUACAGUUUCAAAACUGGUGAUGAACGAACACUAUUUCUUUUGUGAAAAAUGUGCUAUAUUUUGUAAAUAUCAUUUGUUGCAUUUGAAUGACAUGUAUAUAGAUCUAUGUAAUAUAUUAAAUAGUGAUUUUUCUAAAAGUCGUCUUAUUUUUGAAAGCGUUAUUUUCCAAGUAGAAUCUACGAAAUCAUAGGACGAGUUCUAACCUAAAUAGAGUUUGUUCGAUUAACUAAACUAAACAAAACUAAGUUUCUACCCCAGCAACGUCAUUUGACAUACAUUGCCUACUCGAGUUCGAUCAACAUCGUCGUAUAUUUCACCACCUUUACUUAAUUACAUAGUCCUAGCGAAAACCUUCGUUU